Molecule: messenger RNA, 3069 nt
Organism: Closterium sp. Naga37s-1
Lineage: Eukaryota; Viridiplantae; Streptophyta; Zygnematophyceae; Desmidiales; Closteriaceae
Source: the annotation of a GenBank genome assembly
AUGGCUGACACCCGACGGCAUCUUGAAAGAUUGCUCGCAGCGCACUCGUACAAUCACACCCGUCUACAGUCAUUCAAGUGCAGCUCGUUACGGUCGCAUGUGCUCCCUCUGUUGCUCGUCAUCGUUUUUCUCUCCUCGCUCUCGCCGAGCCUGGAAGCCGAAGCUGCUGGUUCGGUUCGGCAGGUGGUGAAGCUCGGGUUCCUGCUGCCGUAUCCUAAAGCCGACCACGUCAUUCCCCUGCGCCUCGCAGACGAGUGGUACGCGCCUCGUUCAAGGAUCGCGGCGUCACGAGUGGCUCUGGAGGUGCUAGGACCCAAAUACUCGAACGCCUUUGAUGUGGUGCCGCACAUUGCCCCACCCACCGCUAACCACUCCCUUUCUCUCCCCUCCUCCCAUUCUCUCAACGCCCUCGUUCAGGAUCGCAGCGAUAGCAGCAUCAAGGGUCGCUCUGGAGGUGCUAGGGCCCCCGAAUACUCGGACGCCUUUGAUGUGGUGCCGCAUAUUGCUCUGCCUACUGCCAACACUCUCUAUCCCUCUCACUCCUAUCACCCCACCUGUUCAGGAUUGCAGCAUCAAGAGUGGCUCUGGAGGAUUGCAGCAUCAAGAGUGGCUCUGGAGGUGCUAGCCCCCAAAUACUCGGACGCCUUUGAUGUGGUGCCGCACAUUGCCAACUCCAACUGCGACCGACAGGAGGCCAAGGAGGCUGCGCAGCUCCUAUUAAGGGACGGGGUGGUGGGAGUGGUGGGCCCAGCAUGCACAGAGGCAGCGCUGGGAGCAGCAGACGUGCUUGUACCUGCUGGCGUUCCCAUCGUGUCGUUUGCUGCCACGUGGGAUGGGUUCAGAGACCGGGAGAGAUUCGGCAGCUUCUUUCGCACUGUCUUCGGCGACAGGCACCAAGCAGCGGCCAUGCGCUCCCUGCUGCAGGAGUUUGUGUUUGAGCGAGUAAUCCUGUUCUUCACAGAGGACACAUAUGGGUCAGCGCUAGGUUAUGAUAUCGAGUAUUUCGCGCGCAGUGACAAUCUGGCAGUACACAGCAUUCCCGUGCCAGUGCCCUGCUCCAACUACUCCUCGCUCUUCCUCAACCUCUCCGAUCCAAGCCCCUCCAAGCCGCUCAUUCAAGCCGGUGACUCCACAGUGGUGGUCCUCGCCGUCUCGCCCAAUGCAGCCGGGGGCAUCUGGAGGGCUGCAUUAGACCUGCCGCUCAUUCAAGCUGAUGACUCGGAUGAGCGGCUUGGAGGGGCGUGGGGGUGCUUGAAGGCCACCACAAUAGUGGUCCUCGCUCCUCGCGGUCUCACCCAAUGCAGCCGAGGGCAUCUGGCGUGCGGCUCUCGGCCUGGUGAGGGAUAUCCCCUUCAAAUCUGGUCUCUCCAAUACCCUCCACACCCCUCCACGCCCCUCCUCGCCCCUCCACGCCCCUCCCCGCCCCUCCCCGCCCCUCCACGCCCCUCAACGCCCCUCAACGCCCCUCACUCAUUCACCAGGUUCCCCAUUCUUCCUUCCCCCCCCUUGCGGAAACCACCAGGGUCGGUUGGAAUAUCCGUGGUGGUAUUUCGGCACGGAUGGAGCAGUGGCAUUCGACCUUGGUGGGAAGGUCAGAAUCUGUCAGCGCUGACGUCAGCACUGCAAGGGGAGAUGGGGGUCGCUCCUUACAAGGGAGACUACUCGGACUCCUCCCCCAUAUGGGAGUACAUAAUGCACUGGCGCACCAAGCGCCAUGACAUCUACCCUGGAUUGCUCACUCUGGACGUCGGGCCUUCCCUCCCCCGAUUCAACACCACCCGCCAAUACGUGCCCUACCUGUUCGACGCCAUUCACGCCUUCUUCGAGGCUUUCAGCAGCAUUAUCGCCAACCAGAAUGCAGCACCCACUAAGGAGCUUGUGCUGGCGUGCUUUAAAGGCGUGCUGCGUGGAUGCAUCAACUUCACGGGAACAACAGGGCAGGUCUCAUUCAACCCAGCUACAGGCGAGCGAUUGAAAUCUGUAGCCCCACCGACCUACAGCAUUGCCCUUCCUCCCACCAUCCCCAUCCACCCCUUCACCACAACCAGCUACAGGCGAGCGAUUGAAAUCUGUAGCCCCGACCGACCGCAUUGUGGUUUUGAGACGUCUCAGUUGUCCUCCCACCGUCCCCAUCCACCCCUUCACCACAACCAGGUCUCAUUCAACCCAGCUACAGGCGAGCGAUUGAAAUCUGUAGCCCCACCGACCUACAGCAUUGCCCUUCCUCCCACCAUCCCCAUCCACCCCUUCACCACAACCAGCUACAGGCGAGCGAUUGAAAUCUGUAGCCCCGACCGACCGCAUUGUCGUUUUGAGACGUCUCAGUUGUCCUCCCACCGUCCCCAUCCACCCCUUCACCACAACCAGGUCUCAUUCACCCCAGCUACAGCCGAGCGAUUGAAAUCUGUAGCCCCGACCGACCGCAUUGUGGUUUUGAGACGUAUCCUUCAACCCGGCUACAGGCGAGCGGCUCAAGACAGUGACCCCACCGACCUACAGCAUUGUGAAUCUGGAGGGCGUGACAUGGCAGGAAAAGGCACGAUGGGAGGAGCGACACGUGGAGCGGUUCACUCUCUUCAUCCUCCUCCCUCCCAUGACCAGGUAUCCUUCAACCCGGCUACAGGCGAGCGCUUGAAAUCUGUAGCCCCACCGACCUACAGCAUUGUAAAUCUGGAGGGCGUGACGUGGAAGCAGAAGGCCCGCUGGGAGGAGCGGCACGUGGAGCGGUUCACUCUCGACCUCUCCCAGAUCUCCCGCCCAGGUCCUUUGCCCGGUGCUGCUGGUGCUGGUGCUGGUGCUGGUGGUGGCAGUGGUGGUGGGACCAGUGGUGGUGCUGGCAAUGGCAGUGCAGCAGGGGUGAAGGAGGCAGGUGACUACUCAGCCCCUGCUGUGUUUGAUGCCUUGAAUCAGGUCAGUGGGGAGAUCGGGGACUUUGGCUUUAAGGGACGAGAGGUGGGGGGAGAGGAGUAUGUGAGGAGGUAUAAUGGAGAUGGGGAGUGGAUAGACUUUCCAGCGCAUUCUGGAUGUCGGCGGCGCCACACGAGGGGAGCUGUCUUCAUGCGCGGCUAG